GACCGAAAGGGAGGUAACUCUCAACCAUCGUCCGCCAUCACAGAGUUUUUGACAGUAUUUUUCAGGUUUCAGGAACUGCUAACGAAAUGAGAUAAAGAAGUUCACUAUGGAACUGCAAGAUGUGUUUUAUUCGAAUGCCGAAUAUAUUGAAACGGCUUCCGGAAACAAAGUCAGUCGGCAGUCGGUGCUCUGUGGCAGUCAGAACAUUGUCAUAAAUGGAAAGACAAUCAUAAUGACGGACUGUGUGAUACGAGGGGACCUGGCCAAUGUCAGGAUAGGUCGCCAUUGUGUCAUCAACAAAGGUGCUGUUAUCAGGCCAGCAUUUAAGAAGUUCAGCAAAGGUGUGGCGUUCUUCCCCUUGCAUAUAGGUGAUCAUGUGUUGAUUGAAGAAGACUCCAUCAUCAAUGCGGCACAGGUCGGGUCCUAUGUUCAUAUAGGCAAGAACUGCAUCAUUGGUCGUCGAUCUGUUCUCAAAGACUGCUGUGCCAUAGCUGACAACACAGUGUUGCCGCCAGAGACAGUUGUCCCCCCUUUCACAGUCUUUGCAGGAUCACCAGGUAAAUGCAGUGCGGAGCUGCCAGAGUGUACCCAGGACCUCAUGGUGGACGUCACAGUCAACUACUACCAGCACUUCCGAGCGAUGGGGAAGGGAAAAGCCUAGUUCCUGACACUCCUUCACACAGGGACUCAACAUUCAUCUAUUUAUUUAUACAUUGCUUGCAUCAAGAUUUCUUUGGUAACAUUGGAGAAAUGAUCCCCAUGUUGACAUUUACCAUGUUUUUUGUUGCUACAGAAUGGUGUUUGGGCAGAUGUUAAUAUGAUAUAUUACUACUCAACUUUUGAUGGGGUAAUCAGUAAGGAUGUCACAAUACAGAUGUCACGCGAUAUCUCCAUACAGGAGCCAAGAUACGAUACGUAUCUCAAUACUGCAUAUUCAACAUUUUGUGCGGAAAGCCCAGUCAUUUGACUGAAAAUAGAGUCCAUAGACUCUCUCAUAAAGGUAAAGAAGGACAACCGACUAAUGACACUGAGUCAGGUAUUUUGACAGGCAGCAAAGAAGAGCUGGUCAGUUUUGUUAUCGGCCAGUUUCGUAUCCGAAAAACGACCGAGAAAGUUAUGAGAAAUUAUUAAAAUAGUUUGUACUUGCUUAUUGAUAUCAGUGGGAGAUCAACAUGGACAAUCGAUAUCGGGUUAAAUGUGAAUCAAUGCCAAAUUAAAUAUAUCUGGUACUGUAUCGUGUAAGGUUUGCUGAUGAUGCACUGGUGUAACAGUGAAUCACAUCACUAAUAAUCAGAUAUGUCGUUCUAUUUUAAUAUACACUAGACAUAUUAUCAGAAUCAGUGUAUCAUGGAGAGAUUAAAAUAUGCCUAUCAAAAGUGGAGUAGUAUAUUGAUUAUGAGUUUCCAAAUAUGACUUCAUGCCUUUAAAUAACAUGUCAUUUUUGCUUUUGUUUCGGUGCAUGGAUGGUCCAGAGUUGCGGCCCUUAGUAGUUCAAGGAUCUGAUGAUCAUUAAUACACUCCCCGAUUCGAUUAUGAUCCUUUGUUUGUCAGCACCUACCAGUGUUUGUGGGUUUCACCAGAGUGGUAAGCGUUGCUAACCUACGCCACUUUGUGAUUUCCUGCCAUCCUGACAUCCGUGAUACAACUGAAGUACUGUCAGCAGUGAUGUUAAGCCCAAAUCACUCUCCCUGUAAUGUUAUAUUUUUAUUGUAUGUAGAAGUACUUAUUUCCCGGGCUCUGUGGUCUUGUGUUAAAUACCUGUGCAAUAUAUUCUCAUUAUUUACUUAUGUAAAACGAUAUGGUUAUAACAAUUUUUUAUUUUGGAUCAUUAUUAAGUGCACCUUGAUAACUUUAACAUUUGAGCAGAGAUUUCGGAAACUUAAGCGAGAUUUGAAGCCUCUUUGUUUGUUGUAAUGAAAGUUGUUUAUUGAUAAUAUCUAAGAUUAAAGUGAUGUGAAGUAACACGAUGUUUAGUUGUAAAUAGACAGAUGCUACUUUAAAAAAUUUCUCUGAAUAAAACAUAUAUGUUACUUCAA
Molecule: messenger RNA, 2036 nt
Organism: Haliotis rufescens (red abalone)
Lineage: Eukaryota; Metazoa; Mollusca; Gastropoda; Lepetellida; Haliotidae
Product: dynactin subunit 5-like
Exons: 6
Coding region: 107-661 (184 amino acids)
Source: RefSeq, a predicted model, not a curated record